GGACGACUGAUUCAUGCUCCACUGUCGGCUGGGGGAACUUUUUUUGCCUACUCUGGAUUCAUUUUACCGGGGCUUAACUGCUGAAGAAUCUGCAAGUGCUCAGGACUACAACUUUGAUCAUCCUGGUCUGGAGACCAACCAGGACAAGAGCAAGUGCCAGCAGCAGUUCGACAACUACAAGGAGUGCAAGAAGAGAGAGGUUCACCUUUGUUCCCCAAUUCUCUCUAGCCUUUUUCUGAUGGUAUAUGAUGGAUGGCUUCCAAUUGGUGCGCCAAUCUUUUUUUGUCUUGUAACAUGCGUUUGUUCCGUGCACUUGCUGAAUGUUCAAGGGGGCUGUGGCUUGUGUCGGACAGCAAGUGCCAAACUUGGAGCUGAAACUUGUUUGUAGUGGCCCUAAAGCUUAGUUCUUCAAGUAUAACCUUUUAAAGAAAAAGUCAAUGCACCUUAUUGUUAAA
Aegilops tauschii subsp. strangulata is the source of this 455-nucleotide messenger RNA. Lineage: Eukaryota; Viridiplantae; Streptophyta; Magnoliopsida; Poales; Poaceae. The record is from RefSeq and is a predicted model, not a curated record.